This is a messenger RNA of Momordica charantia (bitter melon), 813 nucleotides long. It is a transcript of the gene HB-2, whose product is annotated as homeobox protein 2. The record is from RefSeq and is a predicted model, not a curated record. Gene Ontology annotation, cellular component: nucleus. Gene Ontology annotation, molecular function: sequence-specific DNA binding; DNA-binding transcription factor activity, RNA polymerase II-specific. Gene Ontology annotation, biological process: regulation of DNA-templated transcription. NCBI's taxonomy places the organism in Eukaryota, Viridiplantae, Streptophyta, Magnoliopsida, Cucurbitales, Cucurbitaceae.
CAUCAUUGAAUUUAAAGAAACUCUUUUCUUCCAUUUCCCCAUUCCCCCAUUUCUAUAUAAUCCUCUCUUCUCCCCUUCUGCUUGGACCACACAAACAAAUUCUCUCUCUCUCUCUCUCUCUCUCUCUCUCUCUCUCUCUCUUGAAACUCAAGGAUUUUAUUUGCAGUGCACAAUGAUGGCUGCCAAAGAUGAUCUCGGUUUGAGCCUUGGAUUGAGCUUCCAUUCCCACCGCCUCGCUUCCGAUCAUCAUUUGCAGCUCAAUCUCAUGCCCUCGCCUUGGAAUAACGACGCUACCUCCUUCCCUUCUUCCUCAGAUCGGACGUCGGAGACGGGGCGAUCGCUGCUCCGGGGGAUCGACGUGAACCGGAUACCGGCGACGGCGGCGGAUUGCGAGGACGAGGCGGCGAUGUCGAGCCCUAACAGCACGGUUUCCAGCGUGAGCGGGAAACGGAGUGAACGCGAAGAAGCCAACGGCGAGGAUCUGGACGGCGACAGAGCUUGUUCCAGAGGAAUCAGCGACGAAGAAGACGGCGAAACUUCCAGAAAGAAGCUCCGCCUCACGAAAGAUCAGUCCGCGGUCUUGGAAGAAAGCUUCAAAGAACACAACACUCUCAAUCCUAAACAAAAAUUGGCGCUGGCUAAGCAGUUGGGUCUCCGCCCGAGACAAGUCGAAGUUUGGUUCCAAAACAGAAGGGCAAGGACGAAAUUGAAGCAAACGGAAGUAGAUUGCGAGUUUCUAAAGAGAUGCUGCGAGAAUCUGACGGAGGAGAACAGGCGGUUGCAGAAAGAAGUAGCAGAGCUGAGAGCACUGAA